Boleophthalmus pectinirostris (great blue-spotted mudskipper) is the source of this 1988-nucleotide messenger RNA. RefSeq names its product hydroxypyruvate isomerase (gene hyi). Gene Ontology annotation, biological process: glyoxylate metabolic process. The record is from RefSeq and is a predicted model, not a curated record. The transcript has 8 exons. The coding region runs from base 244 to 1071 and encodes 275 amino acids. Gene Ontology annotation, molecular function: hydroxypyruvate isomerase activity. Lineage: Eukaryota; Metazoa; Chordata; Actinopteri; Gobiiformes; Gobiidae.
CAAAAAUAUAGGCUCUACUUUCUGCGAGCGACUAGGAACCAGACGAAUGUGACUCCUGCAGAAGUUUCCUGAACAGUCAGUGCCUCUUUUUGUCUUUUCAUAUGCCAAAUAUAAAAAUCCUAAAUUUCCAUCUGUGACACGGCGCUCGGACACAGCUAAGUCCACGUGGAGUUAUCUUUGACAAAAGGACAUUCAGCAGACAGCAGUGGCUGACCGCAGAACUGUGACCCCGGCUCCUGCACCAUGCCUCCGCUGCAAUUCUGUGCCAAUCUAACGUGGCUGUUUACAGAGAUCCCGGAGCUCAGUCAAAGGAUCUACGCGGCGGCUGCAGUCGGCUUUCGCGCCGUGGAGGCUGCUUGGCCGUAUGAGGAGGAUCUGCAGGAACUGAAGAGCGCCCGGGACGCCACGGGAGUGGAGCUGGUGCUUAUCAACACUCCUCCAGGAAACCUUCGGGCCGGAGACCUUGGGCUUGGAGCAGUCCCGGGGAGAGAGCAGGAGUUCAGGCAGGGGCUGGAGCGAGCCAUAGAGUACGCGCAAGCUCUGCAGUGUAAAAGGAUCCACCUGAUGGCUGGUCGUGUUCCUCUGGGUUCACACAGAGCUGAGGUGGCCCAGGAGAUGGAGAGCAUCUUCAUCCAGAAUCUGGAGUAUGCUGCUGAUCUGCUCUCCAAGAAGGGCAUCACAGGUCUGAUUGAGCCAAUCAACACACGGAUCACUGACCCUGCCUACUUCCUGGACUCUCCUCAUCAUGCUGUGGCCAUCUUGGAGAGGGUGGGAAGGCCGAACCUGAAGCUGCAGAUGGAUGUGUUCCAUUGGCAGAUCAUGGAUGGAAAUCUGACACAGAACAUCAUCAGAUACUUCCCUUACAUUGGCCAUAUCCAGAUUGCACAAGUGCCAGAGCGGAAUGAGCCGGACACUCCGGGGGAGCUCAACUACAGCUACCUGUGGGAUGUCCUGGAGCGCCAGCACUACCAGGGCUUUGUGGGCUGCGAGUACCGGCCUCUGGGGGGAACCAUCACUGGGCUGGGCUGGCUCAAAGAGUACUGGACCCGGAAAGGAGAUCAGGAACACUGAGGCCGGUCUCCAUUCAGCAGCAGUCAAUUAAAUGAAAAUCACAAAGCUAGCAGUCAUAGGACGAAUUUGGAGCGGAGUUCCAUAUUAGGAAUAGGAAUUGAUCCUGGUGCUUUAAUUUCCCUGUUUUGUCCAGAAAUGAUGUAAAAUGGGUUUUAAGAUCAAAAUGACGAGCCUGACAGCAGCAGUUGUAGAGAGAAGUGCAAUAGUUUCUCAAUACAAAGUGAACUGGAGACGGUUUAUGGAGCCCCGGCUCACUUCCUAUUUGGAACACAGCGACUAGUGGACUAGCAAUGUUCACUUACACUCACAGUCUGUGAUAGUAUGGAUAAAAGGAUUAAAAAAAUCUUGUAGUCAUUUUGAAUGGCUUUAUUUUAUGUAAAAACAUCAAAUAGUACAGAGCAGUCUGCUAUUUUCAAGUCAUUUUAAUAAAAAUAUCAUCUUGCAUCUCAUUUGUUUUUAAUUUAACUUACUAAUGUACUUAUGACAUCAGAGCAAGUCAAACACAAACCCAUCGGGGUUAUUUUAAUAGAUCCAUGGGUGCACCCAUAGGCUCAUUCACAUCAACACCAAUUGGACCUAACUCAUCUCAAACAAGCAAAUUGAGUGCUUUAAGCGGCACCCUGUGGCGGUCAGGAGGAAAUGGGGGGGGGGAAAAAAGAUGAAGUAGACCUGUAUUUGUCUCACAUUGACUUUGUAUUGUUACAAAAGCGUAAGUACUGGUUCAGCUGCAAAAGCAGAGAAAUGUUGGACAUUGCAUAAUUUCUCCUUUAGGUCAGAACAAAUGCUGUCCUAUGCACCAUCAGCUCAUCUCCCGUCUGACACUGGAUCUUGUGACUUUCAGGUCACUGUGUUUUUAUGUCUGUCCAUUUUAAAUAAAGAUGUAACCUUUAUAGUUUUAUAGUUUUUACAUUUUCAAA